AUGGGCGGCUUCCCAUGGUAUGUCAUCAAUGCGACUACGCCGCAGCAUGUGCAGGAUGGUGUCAAGUUUGCCAAGGAAACAGGCGUUAGACUUGUGGUCAAGAACACCGGACAUGAUUUCUCAGGUAUCGAGUAUGUUGAGGAGAUUGUUGAUGAAGUUGAGGGGUACUCCGGUCCCGCAUUCAAGUGUGGUACCGGCGUACAAGCUUUCGAGAUCUACAAGGUGGCUUCGGAGUAUGGCAAGGUCGUUGUUGGUGGCGAAGGACAGACAGUAGGAGUUAUGGGAGGCUACAUUCAAGGCGGCGGCCACAGCCCCCUUAGCUCUAUUUAUGGCACGGGAGCAGACCAAGCCCUUGCAUUCGAAGUCGUCACGGCCGAUGGCGAGUUCGUCACGGCAGACCACACUCAAAACUCGGAUCUCUUUUGGGCUCUUCGUGGCGGUGGUGGUUCAACCUUUGGUGUUACGACCUCGGUCACAGUCAAAACCUUCCCGGAUGUUACUACCACCGCCUCGGCUUUCAAGUUCUCAACGGCAGAUGGUAGCUCCAACGAGACCUUUUGGGCCGGUGUGCGAAGCUACUUCGACUCCUUCAUCUACAAUGCCGAUAACGGCACGUACGCAUAUUUUUUGUUGCUGCACAACAACCCGAGCCCUGGAAACUUUCUCUUCCAGAUGACACCUUUCUUCGCGCCAAACAAAACGGCGGAGGAAGUCACUACCCUGUUGAGUCCGUGGUUCAACGAGCUUCGGAACCUUGGGAUAAACUUUGUUCCCAACAUUACACAGUAUAAUAGCUUUUACCCUGCGUGGCAAGACUUCUUCCCACUUGAAGUGAUCGAAAAGGUCAACGUGCAGAGCGGUUCCCGUCUCUUUCCGCGUAAAAACUUUGAAGAUGAGGAACUUAAGCAAGCCACUUUUGACGCCAUCCGAGAAUCACUCGAGACGAACCACAUAUUUGUGGGAUUCAACAUCAAAGCAACCAGUCCAGAUGACCCGGAUAACGCAGUCAACCCCGCCUGGCGCGAAAACAUCCUCUUUGCGCUCCAGUCUGUCAGGUGGUCAAUCAACGCGACUGCAGAGCAAAUUUUGGAGGUGCGCAAGGGUUUCACUUUCGGAGAUAUGCAACGAUGGCGGGACGUCUCUCCAGGUGCCGGCUCAUACCUUGCUGAGUCGGACAGAAUGGAGCCAAACUUCCAGCAGUCGUUUUACGGAGAUAGCAAAUACCCACGUUUGUUGGAGUUGAAGCGCAAGUGGGAUCCGGAGGAUGUUUUCUAUGCGGCUACUGCGGUCGGCAGUGAAUUUUGGACAAUUCACACGGCGGACGGGCUUCCUCAUGAGAAUGGCCGACUAUGCCGUAUCGGGAAGUGA
Messenger RNA from Colletotrichum spaethianum, 1368 nucleotides. Its product is annotated as FAD-linked oxidoreductase ZEB1. The coding region runs from base 1 to 1368 and encodes 455 amino acids. Gene Ontology annotation, molecular function: oxidoreductase activity; FAD binding. The record is from RefSeq and is a predicted model, not a curated record. NCBI's taxonomy places the organism in Eukaryota, Fungi, Ascomycota, Sordariomycetes, Glomerellales, Glomerellaceae. The transcript is spliced from 3 exons.